AUGUCAGGUGCCGAGGCGAGAAGAAUUAACCGAGAAAUGUUAAAGUUAGAAGAAGAUAAUGCUCCUAGAAUUGGAGCAAGCUUGAGCCAAUCCAAGGCAAGGAAACUUUCGAUGGUUGAUCUUGCUUGUCCACUCCAUUAUGAUCUCCAAGUCGAGGUUUUUGCUCGUGUCUCAUGUAUAGACUACUGGAAGUUGCAGUUUCUCAACAAACGAUUUUCGCAGUUGCUAAAGAGUGGUGCUAUUUUUAGGGUGAGGCAAGAACGCAGACUUGUGAAACCAUAUGUUGUUAUGGUUACAAGCUAUGAUAUCACUCGAUGGAUAAUGCACACAAUGAUUGUUGUCGGAAGAGAGUUGGAGGGCAUUGUGGUGUGGCGAUACGAACUAGAGAUGAAUAAGUGGUUCAAAGGUCCUGCAAUGAUUGCACCACGUGUCAUGUAUGGUUCUGCUAGCCAUGGGAACGAUGCUUUUUUCGCUGGAGGAAUUAAAUUUGACGAAAAUGGGAUCCCUGAGGUUGUGAGCAAAGCGGAGAAAUUUAGCGCUGAUACCAAAACAUGGACAGAGUUGUGA
Arabis nemorensis is the source of this 567-nucleotide messenger RNA. The record is from the annotation of a GenBank genome assembly. Lineage: Eukaryota; Viridiplantae; Streptophyta; Magnoliopsida; Brassicales; Brassicaceae.